AUGCGGCUCAAAAAAUCACAAAGGGCCGAGUUCUUCGAGGACGACGAUAUCGUCCCCGCAAAGCCCGUCCCAGCGCGACUUCCAUCAAAACCAUUCCGACUCCUGGAUUUACCGUCCGAGAUUCGAGAGCGCAUCUACCAUUUCGCCCUAUUUACUCCCGCGCGAAAGAGCGCCCUGAAGAAGAAUGGCACCGUGGGCGCUUCCGCAAAGAAAAGCAAAGCGUUCUCCCCAACGGCACAGCGCAUCGCCUUAUUCCUGACCUCGCGCCGCAUUCACGAUGAGGCCAGCUAUUACUUUUACUCGACGCAAAUUUUCCGGCUCUUCCCCGUCCAGGACUUUGCGCGCAUGCCGACCGUCCGUCAACUACCCCGUCGCCACCGCUCCUCCGUGACUACAAUUGAGUUGAUUCUGGGGAAUAGCUGGACUGCGCCGCCGAAAACCUGGACGGUCAAUCAGGGCUUGGGUCUGCACGAUAUGGUCCUCACGCGCACGCUGAAGGUGUUUAUCGAAUGCGAUCCCUCGCAACCGAUCUUUGAGGGCUUCCGCGUCUCCAAGGAGUACUACACCGAAUUCGCGGGGCGGCUUAUGCGACAGGUUCUGGAGCGACUGCCGGGCCUGGUCCAAGUCGAGUUCGACGCUUACCCGUCGGUCCACAAGAACGGGUCUUUGAUGACCCGGUUAUUGCAGGAGACUCGAGAUUUCCAGAAGAGAGUUCUCUGGGGCCCGGAGAGAGGCUGGGUAGAUGGGGAAGAUGACUAUGACGACCCGGCAGAGGACCCGGCAGACGCGGCCAUUGAUGGCCUUCGUGCCUCUCAUCCUGGUGUCGAUGUUCUAGCCGAAUCACUGCAGCUCGUGAGCUUGGGAACGGAGACAGUUGCUGCUUAG
Messenger RNA from Penicillium cataractarum, 885 nucleotides. RefSeq lists its product as uncharacterized. Bases 1 to 885 code for a protein of 294 amino acids. The transcript has a single exon. NCBI's taxonomy places the organism in Eukaryota, Fungi, Ascomycota, Eurotiomycetes, Eurotiales, Aspergillaceae. The record is from RefSeq and is a predicted model, not a curated record.